Molecule: messenger RNA, 1390 nt
Organism: Trichoderma asperellum CBS 433.97
Lineage: Eukaryota; Fungi; Ascomycota; Sordariomycetes; Hypocreales; Hypocreaceae
Source: RefSeq, a predicted model, not a curated record
AUGCGAUAUCUCACAGUACUUACUGCCCUUCUGGGUGCAGUAUCAGCCGCUCCCUCUCUUGUCUACAGAGCCAAGUCGCCGUUCAGCGUCGCCGACCCCGGUACCGCUGAGGAUAUUGUUAUCACCGCGGACAAUACUCUCAACGGAACUUUUCACAGCCCAAACACGACGAUUGUGAACAAGAACGCUAUUCACUCCCGUGCUCUCGCUGGAAACUUGCCGAUCAAGCUCAUCAACAAUUUCAGCGGCAACCAAGUGAACGCCUACAUCUCCGGUUUGGACUCUGACAACCGAGUCGUGUUCAUUGCCGCCGAUGGCAGUUUAAUUUAUCCCAGCUCGGGAGGCUCCAGUGUCCCUGUUCCCAUUAACAGCAACAUUGCCAUUCCUCUACCUUCUCAAGGCAACUCCAUUACAGUUACUCUGCCUAUCGUUCUUUCUUCUGCCCGAAUCUAUUUCUCUGAGGGAAAUCUCCAGUUCUUCAUGGUCAAGAUUCCCAAUGGUGAUGGCUUGGUACAACCUUCGCCGACCAACCUAUCAGAUCCAAGCUCGGGUAUCAACUGGGGCUUCGUUGAGCUAACCUAUACAAACGCAUUGGCUGUAUUCGCAAAUAUCAGCUAUGUUGACUUUGUCGGCAUGAUCCUCAGCAUGAGCCUGUCCACUAAAGAUGGAAGCGGUACUCAGAUCACCAAGGGCCUCGAUUCCGGCGCAGUCAGCCAGAUUUGCAACGGUCUCGUCCAGCAGGGCAAUGCAGACGGCUACCCAUGGGCUUCUCUCUGUGUUGCCAACUCUGCGGGAACUCCCAUCCGCGCACUGUCUCCCGGCGACUACACGGCCAUCAACUCAGCCGGGUUCCAGAACUACUGGAACGGCUAUGUCGACCAGGUCUGGAACCAGUACACAAACAACCCCCUCACCAUCAACACUCAGAGCUCUGGCAACGUCAACUGCCAGGUUUCUGGCGGCACUCUUAACUGCAGUGGCGAUAACCGUGGCUACGCCAAGCCUUCAGCUGCUGAUAUCUGGGGCUGCAACAGCGGACCAUUCGCUAUCCAGGGCGGUGACAAUGCCAUCCACGUGGCUGUUGUCCCCCGUCUCUGUGCUGCCUUUGUGCGAUCCACCCUCCUCAUUGCUGGCGGCAACAUCCAGCCUGGUGUGAGUGCAUCUCAGUACUAUACCGUGAGCCCCACCAACCACUACAGCCGCCUCGUUCACCAGUACGAGGUUGACGGAAGAGGAUACGCUUUCCCCUACGACGACGUCAACCCAGACGGCAACGAGAAUGCUUCAGGUGUGCUGUCUUCGGGCUCCCCUGAUACUCUGACCGUUUCUGUUGGUGCGCCACUGUCCUAAUCAUAUGUAUCUACCAACAAAUCUAUUGUAUAUACGAGAG